Closterium sp. Naga37s-1 is the source of this 1602-nucleotide messenger RNA. Lineage: Eukaryota; Viridiplantae; Streptophyta; Zygnematophyceae; Desmidiales; Closteriaceae. The record is from the annotation of a GenBank genome assembly.
AUGAAGUAUCUGUAUUUGGACGGCGUGAGCGGUGGCCAGUACCGCCGGCGCAUGCGUGAGGAGCUGUGCGCGCAUGCAUCCUGUGAGCUGGUACCUGCGCUGACCACAAGGGGGAAGAUCGUUCCACCGCAGUAUGCACCUAGUGUAUCGGAACUCGGGGCUGUGAGGGCGUCGGAAGAGGUGGACCUGAGGAGCCGUCUCGCUCAGUACCAGGUCGAAGUGUACGGCUUGCGGAGGGACCAUGUGAUCUGGGCCGCGGCAGUGACCGCACUGGGGAACGCCAUGGGGUACAGCAGAGAUCAGAUGCUCGCAGCUGCCGCGUACGUGGUGAAUACGGACAGAGGGGCUUAUCGGAGCAUUGAACCGGGGGCAUCACCCUCGUCGCCGCCUCUGUUGUCUGGUGAGCGCACCGGUGAACCCCUCCCCGCCGAACACGGUGGCUCGCAAUCGUGGAUUCCUGGUGGCCCGAAGACCCCUAACAACGGGGACGGUGAAGUUGCCCCGGGUGUACGUGCGCCGACAGCAGUCCUGCUAGAUAUGCCUGCAGCGAAAAGGGGGGAGAAGCGACCGCGUGUCGAGGGUGGAAAUGCGGCUGCGGAAGGCACUACAGCCGCUGAUGGUGGGGGGGGAAAUGGUGGGUCCUCACAGUACACUGGUGUGCAGCGUGAGAAGAAGAGGGGGACAUGGAGCGCGAAGAUAUUGGUGAGGGAGCCUGCUAAGGCCAGGCGGACACAGAUGCGGCGCGCGACCCCUAAAGCCGUCGCGCCCCGCGCCCCCGCCCUUCCCCUACCACCGUCGAUGCGCGCGCUUUGUUGUUCGUCGUGUGCACCCUGCUUCGUCGCCGCGCGCGCCCUGGUUUCGCCGUCGUGCGCCCGGCCCCGCGUGCGCCCUGCUUUGUGCCCGCGUGCGCUCUGCCCCCCCCUGGUUGCUCCCGCCCCGCCCCACGUGGCCGCCCUUCUUGUGGCCGCCCUUCCACUCGCGAGCGCCUCCUCUCCUCCCGCCGCGCUCUCCCCUUCCUCAAUCCGCCCACCCACCCCCCCCCCCCCCCCUCCCCCCUCCCCACCCUCCUCCUUUCCACUCUCCUUUGUGCUUCAAGCACCACCUUACUUCUUCCUCCUCCUAUUUCCUCUCCUUCUCUACUACCCUUCCACACCAUCUGCCCCUUCACCCUCCUCCUCCUGUCCUCUCUCCAUUCAAUCCCCUCCCCAUCUCACUCUCUCCUCCGCCUCUCUUCUCUCGUCUACUUCUGCAGCUGGUUGCCGGCUUUGCUUCGUCAUUUUGCUCAUCAAGACCUACCCCUCCUCACCAUCCGCCCCUUCACCCUCCUCCUCCUCUCUUCUCUCCCUUCAUUCCCCUCUCCAUCGCACUCUCUCCUCCGCCUCUCUUCUCUCGUCUACUGCUGCAGCUGGUUGUCGGCUUUGCUUCGUAAUCUUGCUCAUCAAGACCUACCCCUCCUCACCAUCCACCCCUUCACCCUCCUCCUCCUCUCUUCUCUCCCUUCAUUCCCCUCCCCAUCUCAUUCUCUCCUCUGCCUCUCUCCUCUCCUCUACUGCUAUAGCUGGUUGCCAGCCUUGCUUCUGUGACCAUGCCAUCCCUCGAUAG